AUGCCUUGGUUCAAACGACUUUUCGGUAUUGUAGGAGGAUGUACGCGAUCUACGCUUCACAGCAACAGCAAUCGUGGAGUUGCAUCACCAUCGAUUCGAUGCAUUCCGUCUACAAUCAUGGCAGCUCAUCCAUCCAGAGUACCGCCACCCAUACGAUUGCUGGACGCCUCCACCGCUUGGCAAUGUCGGACGCUCUCUACUACAGCUACGACUGCUACUAACAGUCUCCCCACAACUCUACAACGACGUUCUUUUUGGACUACAGGUGGUGAAGGCGAUGACAACGACCAUCAGGGCACGGAAUCCAGUCCACCACGGACCAUUACAUUGACCUAUAGACAAUCCUUUUUGAACAAUCCAGCCGCCACUUACCCAGUCUGUGUGUGUACUGCUCAAGGUUUGCGAUCCUACAUGGAAGAUGAGCACUUUUACAGUCAAGACGGAGAGUUUGCCGCCGUCUUUGAUGGCCAUGGUGGCGAUGCCGUAUCCCGGUACCUCCGCAAGAAUUUAUAUGCUAAUGUGCAAGCAUUCUUGCCGUCCUUGACAGCAGAUGACAAUAGCAAUGCCGAAUCGUCAUCAUCCACGAAACGUCCCUUUGCCACAUUGGAAGAUUAUCAACAUGCCAUUACAUCGGCCAUUGAAAAAGUGGAUCGAGAAGUCCAACGAAUCAGUCAUUGGAGCUUUCAAGGGAGUACCGCGGUCGCCGUCUGGGUGCACGAAGAUCGCGCAAAGGCAAAAAAGACCAUUGUCACGGCCAAUGUCGGAGAUAGUCGCGCCGUUCUGAGUCGGAAUGGAACUGCCUACGACCUGUCCAAGGAUCACAAACCAGAUGAUCCAAAGGAAGAAGCCCGGAUUGAAGCACUAGGUGGCAAGGUCGUUUGGUGUGGGGAUGUGGAUAGCGACGGCAAUCCCAUUCCAGAAGAAGGUAUCUAUCGUGUCAAUGGUAAUCUAGCCCUGUCACGUGCCGUGGGAGAUCGGUCGGAACGACCACAUGUGGUGGCCAAUCCCGACAUUACCUUUCAACCAAUUCUGGAGGGUCAUGAUAACUUUAUUAUUGUUGCCACGGAUGGACUCUGGGAUGUCUUUGACAGUGACGAUGCUGUCGAUUUUGUCAUGUCAAUGAGACAAAGUGGCCAUGAUCUAGAGAGAAUUGCUACGUUGGUGGUAGAGGAGGCCUUGCGUCGAGGAACCUAUGAUAAUGUCACCGUGGUCAUUAUCUGGCUGGAUGAAAAAGUUGAGGCCAGCAAGCCUGGUGUCGUCGAGCAAGAAAUCUAA
Messenger RNA from Cylindrotheca closterium, 1275 nucleotides. The record is from the annotation of a GenBank genome assembly. Lineage: Eukaryota; Bacillariophyta; Bacillariophyceae; Bacillariales; Bacillariaceae.